This is a messenger RNA of Etheostoma spectabile (orangethroat darter), 978 nucleotides long. RefSeq lists its product as uncharacterized. The transcript is spliced from 4 exons. Lineage: Eukaryota; Metazoa; Chordata; Actinopteri; Perciformes; Percidae. The coding region runs from base 140 to 832 and encodes 230 amino acids. The record is from RefSeq and is a predicted model, not a curated record.
CAAAAUCUCAGAUGGUCAAGAAAAGUUUUUCUCUUCACUUUCACUGGACGUUUCUUCCUAAUUAAGGCUUCCACUGAGAACUGCCUCCACCCUGACUACAACUAAAGACUCCCAGAGACUGACACAGCAAACUUCCAUCAUGGAAAAUGUCAAUGUGCUAAACCACCUGCAAGACCAUAACUACAGCAGAAAAAGGAUCAUUUCUGCACGCCAGGCAGAGAUUGUAAGGAAGGCUGCAGCACAGCGUCCACGCUGCAGUGUUGACCAGGUGCCCGAUGUAAAGAGAAAGCGCCAGCACUCUGCUACUGCUGCAGAACUUCCCCGGAAGAGGAAGCGGACCUCUGUGGCUCGUCCUUCCAAACCUUCUGCUGUGAAUCCAGCUGCUGAAGAGCCAGAGGUGUUGGACUGGGAUGCCAGUCCUCAGGCUUCCACCUCAGCUGCUGACAUUCCAGAGUUACUGAAUUUGGUCGCAAAGCCUCGGACCCCCCCUGCUGACCUUCCAGUUCCUUCCACUGCUCCGCUGCCCCACGACAGCCCUCUGAAAAUACACAACCGCUCAGUAGAAGAGUACCAGCAGAUCUACCAUGAAGUUGUAGAUAAUAUGCUGAAGUACAAGAGUGGCAGGAUGCGUCCGUACAGUUUAGCGCUGGGACGUCGCAUCAAGCAGAAGCUGUGGGAAAGGCUGGAUCGUCCCACAUUCACAGAAUCAGUGGCUGGAGACAGCCUGGUGCAUGUGGGCGUCUCAUACGGGGUCGGGGUCCAUCCUCCACUUUAUGAUGUGGAUAUCACGGGAGAACCUAGUCCCCAACCGCUCCCAAAGAUUAGAGCCUAGAACUAAAAUGAAAUAUUAUCAUUUUAGUUCAAUGAGAUUACAUCUGCAAAUAAUAUUGUAGAUGAACUUUAAGUCUUGUAGUUUUAAAGUUUAAGUGUUGAAGGUUUAAGUUUGUGUUGUAGUGUUAAGUUUGUGUUGUAGUGUUA